Ostrinia furnacalis (Asian corn borer) is the source of this 5729-nucleotide messenger RNA. Its product is annotated as WASH complex subunit 1. Gene Ontology annotation, molecular function: actin binding; alpha-tubulin binding; gamma-tubulin binding. Bases 185 to 1510 code for a protein of 441 amino acids. Gene Ontology annotation, biological process: endocytic recycling; retrograde transport, endosome to Golgi; Arp2/3 complex-mediated actin nucleation. Gene Ontology annotation, cellular component: recycling endosome; WASH complex; early endosome. Lineage: Eukaryota; Metazoa; Arthropoda; Insecta; Lepidoptera; Crambidae. The record is from RefSeq and is a predicted model, not a curated record. The transcript is spliced from 6 exons.
UAAUUAGUGACUGAAUAGUAAAUUUUUAUGAACAUAGAAGCUUUACAAAGUGCUAUAGAAUCAUUGGACUUGUAUAUUGUUUACACAAGAAUGUUGAUGUGUUAAUAGUGAUAAUUCUUGUGCCUUAUUAAUUUAUUUUAGGUGAUUUACAGAAAUAUUUUAGUGUUGUCCCAACGAAACAAUCAUGGAAGGUAUCUAUAAAAUCAAUUUGGUGCCCUCCGAUUUGAGUACGGAAGAAACUAUACUACAGAUCGCAGACACCCUCGACAACCUUAACGGUGUCAUCGACGACGUAUUCGCUCGACUCAUGGGUAGAAUCAAGCAGAACAUUGACAAGACCAACAAACUCACGGAUAGAAUUGAGAUUUCUAGGAAAAAAGUUGAAACACUGACUGGGAUGCAAAAGGCGAUCAAAGUGUUCUCUAGUGCUAAAUAUCCGGCAUCGAUCGUCCACGAACAUUACAAAUCUGUCUUAGAUCUAGAUGCUUAUCAGCAUAAACCUCAAAAGGUAACCUUGAGUGGGAAGACUCAGGGCCAGCCUAAUGACAAGGGAAUACAGGAAAAACUUCACUUUUACCACGUCAAAGUGGCCGCACCAAAGAACACCAAGCCUAAACCAGACUUUGAACUUAAGGCUGUUAUAGAUGACAUUACCACCGUAGGAGAGUUGCUGGUUUUCAAUAGCGGGGAGAGCCCGUACUUGGGUAUUCCAGACAAAGCCCCCGCAUACGUCCCGAAAGUUCCAGACGUUGAGAACAGGAGUUUACUGGAAGACGCGCCGUCAUCCAUCAUGAAGAGGGACGUGCUGAAGAGAGAAGUUGACGAGUACAUGUAUGCUCCCGGCAUGGGGAUGGUGCCAGAGUUGGAGAUGCCAUUGGACUUGCCGCACCUUCCGGGCAUCGCAGGGGACGUCCAGUUCUCGAUCACGACCGACGGGUCGAUUGCUCCGUCGGCCGUUACGUCACCGGUCGCUCCGGUGGUUGCGUUACCGGAGUCGGAACUCCCGGACUUCAAGGAGUUGCCGGACGUGAAGUUGCCGGACGCGCCUCUGCCUGCUGUGCCGGACAUGCCGGACGCUCCGCCCCCGGAGCCGCCGGCGGCUAAGGCUAUGCCACCGCCGCCCCCGCCGCCGCCGCCGCCGCCGCCACCGCCUCCAGUACCGGAGGCAGCCCAACCACCUGAUACUAAACGUGAAGAGAAGGCGCCUUCGAGCGCCGCCUCUGCUCCGGCGGGCGACGCGCAUGCGAACCUGAUGGAAGCAAUCAGGAAGGCCGGGGGCGCGGGCCGGGCCAAGCUGCGGCCCGCGGCUGACACCACGCCAGAUAAGGGCACCAAAGCGGCUCCGACCGGCGACCUGAUGGCGGACCUUCACGCCAAGCUGUCGAUGCGCCGGCGCGGCAUCUCGGGCGCCGAGCGCGGCGGCUCCGUGCUUCACACGCUCGCGAGCGUCAUCCCCGAGCCGGCCGAGUCCUCGCCAGCGCAUUCGUCCAGCGAGAGCGACUGGGAGUAGCAUCAUGUCUAUACUGACCGGGUAACAUCUGUGUAACCUGAAAGCUAACGGUAGAUCAGCGUUACACCCGAGCCAGAAAAUCAGCGAACGUUCCUUAUGCGAGAAUGACUGGGAGUACCGCCACUGCCCCGGCCGGGUAACAUCCAUGUGACCUGAAAGCUAGCUAUCAGCAUUACACCCGAGCCAGAAAAUCAGCGAACGUUCCUUAUGCGAGAGCGACUGGGAGUAGCAUCAUGUCUAUACUGACCGGGUAACAUCCAUGUGACCUGAAAGCUAGCGGUAGAUCAGCGUUACACCCGAGCCAGAAAACCAGCCAAUAUUCCAUAAACGAGAGCGAUUGGGACAAGCUACACCUCUUCACUGGCCGCGUAUGAACGAGCAUCUAUGACCUGCAAGAUAGCGAUCAGCUUUCUGCCCUAGCCAGAAAAGCAAAUGCCGCAACAUUCCUCAAGCCGCAGCGACUGGGAGUAGCAAUAGUAUUUUAAGCGCGUUGCACUACUGAACUCGAUGUUACCAUCUUUGGACCCUAAUCUGGCGUUCACAUCAGUAAAAUAGCAAUUUGAAAGUUUUGGUAAAUCUAAUGUUUCCACAACUAGGUAGAUGCGACACCUUUUUGUGCGCCGAUUUUAUAUUCCACUGAAUUUUUCAUUGAUACGAAUAAUAUUGAAUGUUAAACACAUGAAUAUCGGCAUUCGGUAUGCACUAAAAAGUUGUUUGUAAGUCUAAAAUAAUAGUUUUCUAUGAGUCUGUACACGUGUGCUGCGACAUACGUUGUAAUCUCAACAUAAUCAACCGUGAACAUCACUUCAAUGUGUACUAACUACGUGUGUCCUCAGUAAAUUCACGCGAUAUCGCAUUGAUCUGCUUGAUGAGUGGGAGUGAGUGAUUUAACGUUGUGAAUGACGCCUGAAUAGAUCUAGCUUGGCGCAGUAGUUCAGGGCUUCAGGCUAAUUGUGUCCCAGGGUGACGCAAAAAAGAACUUAAUGACUACAUAAACUGCAUUCCAAGCGGUUUACUAAUCAAAAUCGUUAAGUCAAUCUUUAAAUGUGAGUAAUGAGAUUUCCCUAACUUGGACUUAGUUAUCUUGCAUGUUUCACGAAUUUUUUUCUUAAAAAAAUCCCCGACCACAAAUUCUGUACUGGGUUAUUUGCUCGUGGGAAAUAUUUGCCAAUGUUAAUUAAAUAAGUGUUCAUUGGAAAUACUAGAUAAUUUUCCAAUAUUCAGCUCCAUAAAUAGGUACCCAUCGAUGAUAUCAUUUGGAUAAUCGCGGGACAACACGCGCACUAAAUGUAACUAUGAUCUCCAAAUGUAACCCUUCUGUAGGCUGAGUGAAGCUGUUAACUCGAACAGCUCUCAGUGUGUACACACGCCUUAGAUUUUUACUCGAAGUAUACAAUCGUGGAUCGGAAAAGGGCUCUCGUUCCGGGAGGUUAUUACGAUAAUCGCAUUUCCCACUAGUGGCUAUCUCGCUUUCGUUUCCGAGAAGGUGCGCGGGCGCAGCGCACCUUCCCCGCAAACUAUCAACUGGUUCGGCUAAUCACCCGAUUUCCAGAACCGAGAAACAGAUAGAGAAGCGCAUAAUAGCCGCGGCCCACUUACGCGGAAGUCGCUAAUUCUACGACAAUUUCGACGCAUAAUCAGUUUAUCAUUAUGGCCACUUAUGUUUUUCGGUUCAAGGGCCCACCGUAAUUUGUGUAAUGACGCCUCACCUAUGAGUCGGUUCGACGAAUUUUGUAAUGUAGAUCUGAGUAGAGGCGAGGGGACCAGGUAUAUUUACGACCGGCGCCUAUUUCCGGAUACGUGUCUUUUUAUUCUUGUAAACACUUAAACCUUUGAUUACAAAACUAUGCAGGGAACAAGUAAAACUCCUAGGUAUGGUAGCAGAAAGGAUAGGGGAAGUAGAUAGAUAUUUGGAUAGAGAUUCUAUAAAGUGUUAAGAAGACCAUGUGAUGUGCGUGCCUAAGUAUGUUGGGGGUGCUAAUAUAUAAAACUUAGGAUGCUCAUUUUUCAUUUCAUUUUUUUAAUAUGCUCUUUCUAUUUAGUACGAAUGUGAUAAGGUUUAAAAAGGUUAAGAGUUAAAUCGACAACGAAUUAUCAAAUAUUUGCGUAAUUAAAUUUUAUAAUGCACUUUUAUUAUCGUGUUACAGCAUAGCUAAUUAAUUCCCAACUAAAUAAAUUUACAUAAUUAAUGCUUUCCGCGGUGUGAGUCACACUUGAGGUCGUGCGUUGAAAUGAAAUUUUGCGAAUGGUAGGCCGACUCGGCCACACAGGCUGCGCUGUCAAAGGCUCGUUAAACCAAACAAUAGAUAUUCUCAGUAGCGUCGGCCGCGGCAGACUCCCAGUCGACAGAACUGUCACCGGUCUGGGCCGGCGAAAUGUAGUCACGCACAACGAAAACAAUCGAUUUGCAUGCCUAAUUUCAAUUCAAUGGAAGAUAGAAAUAUAAAAUAGUUAUCGUAAGACAAAAUUGAAUAAUAAAAAUAUGUGAAUAUCUACCUAGAUAUUCGGCCCUUAUGUUGCUAAGUUACAACAACACAAUGUCUAAUCCGAAGAUCAAUAAAUUAACGAUCGAGCUUCCUAAUUAAUUGAUAACAUCAUGCAAGUGAAGCAAUAACAGUCGGUAACUUUACGUAAGAGUAUGAUGAAUGUUUGCUCCGGUCGUGCUAGAAACUGGUUAGUGCUGGUAGAUACCAACAUCUAAUGUAAAGCCGACGGCUGAAUACGUUAAUGCAGCGUGAUAAAAUGUAAUGUAGAGUUUACAACAAUUUGAAGUAAAUGUCCAACCAUGCUUUUGCAUGCGCAUUGCGUGUUUAAGGCGGCAGGGUUUACAGCGUUCCAAAUAUCACUCUAGUGGGUGUAACGUGACAAGGGUUUCGUAUGGGCACAUUAGGUAAAUCGUCCGCGGUACCUUCUUUAUUUCGGUCACAUUUGUAUGCCGCAUGACGGGCCCAUCCGCAUACAGUUAAGUUCCGAUGAAAAUAGCUGUGGCUUCGCUUUGCAUUACACUCGGCCGGGAUAAUACCAGCUAACAAUUGUUUAAUCAUGUACAGGUUUAUUCACAUUUUAGGAACUAAGCUGUAAAUAACGUUGACUGUACGGUUUUGUACAUUGUUGUGUCUGAUGAUGUAACGUUGUUUCUUAGAUUGACAUUUUCAUCACCUAGAAUUUGACUCUAAAAGGGUUGUUAAGAGGUAUAACCAAGCGACAGAUCGAAGGAAUACUAAUAUAGCUUACUUAAGUCUCGAAUGAUGUUUGUAAAUCAAUACACAAUGCUAGAUAGUAUAAUUACAUAUUUUAAUAAUAUUUCAUUAUUACACAUCGUAAAUGUUCGCUAUUAAUAAAUGAAAAUUACUAAGUAAUGAUCGGCCUAAUGUUUCCUAGUUUGCCCAGUUGUAAUUAGAUUUUGCCAUUGUAGUUAACGAGUAAGUUUUCAGUAAUAUAUUAGUGAGUAAAUAAUAUUAAGUAAUGUGAAUGUUUUUCAUAACCUUUAAGGCCUUUGUUAAGUGUAGGUGGAUAAUGCAUCGUCAUAGUUUCCUAUAAUAGCCCUUCGUGAAUGUUCUGCUUGACUUUUUUCAAGAAUCUUCUCCGUAAGUGAGAUUAGUUCCGCUCCGGUCGUGGCGGCCGCGUCCGCAGCUAGAAGCCGGGUCUUGCCUACGACGAAUUCGGACCUCCCUUAUUUGUAUCGUUUUCGACAUUACGGAUUUCUCGUGAUUCAGUUUUCCGAGUAGGUACACAAACAGUUUUUAUUCCGAGUAACCGACAGGUUGACCUUUGGUUCUGAGAACGUGAAAUAUUUUGAUUAACGAUAUAAGUGUUAUUGCAUGUCACACGAUAAAAUCGCCCUCCAUGCUAGUGUGAAUUGGAUGAAUGAUUUAGCAAGUAUUUAAUUUGUAUUUCGUGCGUUAAUGACGAGUGUUUAUGGGAGUAGUAUAGUUUACGAGGGUAGUUAAUGACACGCAGGUGCUAUCGGUCAGGGAUCGCUGGAGUAGGCGGCCGGCGCCUUUAGCGCUCACGGUUACGCCGGAGAUUAGCUCAGCCUAUUGCAGCUGUCGCUUAUGGGUAUUUUGUAACGCCAUUGUUUUUAGCUUAAUAUUUUUAAAGUUAAGUUUAACGUUGACAAUAGACUAUUUUAUAUGAUUGGAACAAAUCGGGACGUGAACUAGCUGUAAGUUGGAUUUAAAUCAUUUUUAUCGGCUAAUGAAAUUACAACUGUUGAUAU